Messenger RNA from Drosophila arizonae, 1874 nucleotides. It is a transcript of the gene Trm1, whose product is annotated as tRNA methyltransferase 1. Gene Ontology annotation, molecular function: tRNA (guanine) methyltransferase activity; RNA binding. Gene Ontology annotation, cellular component: nucleus. Lineage: Eukaryota; Metazoa; Arthropoda; Insecta; Diptera; Drosophilidae. The record is from RefSeq and is a predicted model, not a curated record. Gene Ontology annotation, biological process: tRNA N2-guanine methylation.
AAAACGUGUUGACUACGCGUGAAAUGGAAGUAGAAGUUCAACAAGAGCCUCCGCCUGCGAAUCCUAAUGCAAACAUAAUUACAGAACGCAAUGCUAACAUCAUAUCCGGCGGCAAUGUCUUCUACAAUCCGGUGCAGGAGUUCAAUCGUGACCUGAGCAUUGCAGUGCUCAACGUUUACUUUCAGCGUUUAGUGAAAGAGCGCGCUGAGAAGGCGAAAAAGCAGCAGCUACGUAAGCAGAAGCAACAGGUAGACGACAAUGGGCAGCAGGAGACCACUGUAACGCCCAGCUACACUGCGGGAACAAAGUAUGAGGAUGGUAUGCGGAUACUGGAGGCUUUGGCAGCCACGGGACUACGGAGCAUCCGCUAUGCCCAGGAGAUCGCCGGAGUGCGUCAAAUCGUGGCCAAUGAUUUGUCCAAACAGGCGGUGGAAUCGAUUAAGACAAAUGUACAACACAACGGCGUGGAGCAUCUCAUAGAGACCAGCCAUGCGGAUGCCAUGACUCUCAUGUACUUGUCGACGGCUCCUCAGCAACGCUUCGAUGCUGUCGAUCUAGAUCCGUAUGGCUGCCCGAAUCGCUUCCUCGACGGCGCUCUACAGUGCAUAGUUGACGGCGGCCUGCUUCUGGUCACCGCCACCGACAUGGCAGUUCUGGCCGGCAACGCACCCGAAUCCUGCUAUGUGAAAUACGGCUCUGUGCCGUUGCGGAUGAAGUGCUGCCACGAGAUGGCGCUACGUAUCCUGCUGCACUGCAUCGAAACGCACGCAAAUCGUCAUGGCAAAUACAUUGAACCGCUGCUCAGCAUCUCUGCCGACUUCUAUGUCCGCAUCUUUGUGCGCGUCUACUCCAGCCAGGCUCUAUGCAAGUACAGCAUGAGCAAGCAAUCCUGGCUGUUCCAAUGCACUGGCUGUGAGGCAUUCACGCUCCAGCCGCUGGGCACAGUGCGCAGCAAAUCUGCGGAGCAGCCACAGGUGGUUAAAUUUGGCAUUCCCACUGGACCCGCCGUGAACAGUCAGUGCGAGCACUGCAGCCAUCGGCAUCAUCUGGGCGGACCGAUCUGGUCGGCGCCCAUACACAAUAUGGAAUUUGUCGAGGAUCUGCUGCAGUCGGUGCAAACGGCGCCGCUCUCUGAAUUGGGGACACAGCGUCGUAUUGUGGGCGUUCUAUCCAUGGUCAAGGAGGAGCUGCCCGAUGUGCCCCUCUACUACACGCCUGACAAGCUCUGCUGUGUGCUCAAGCUGGAGAUAGUGCCCAUGCUGAAGAUGCGCUCGGCUCUGCUGCAUGCCGGCUAUCGUGUUUCUUAUUCCCAUGCCAACAAGAACUCCUUGAAAACAGAUGCGCCUGCCUCGGUGCUGUGGGAUGUCUUGCGCUGCUGGAGCAAACGGCAUCCGGUGCGCGAGGAUCGCCUGAUACCAGGCACUGCCCUGCAAGCCAUACUUUCACAGCCUUGCCAGCGGGACUACGAAUUCGACGAACUGCAUCCUCUGGCCAAUCCAAGCAGUCGCAAACAGGCGCUCUCGCGUUUCCAGGAGAAUCCGGCGCCGCACUGGGGACCCGGCACAAGAGCCACGAUCAUGAUUGGCGACAAUAAACUGCCCAAGAGCUAUCGCAAUCAAAACAAAAAGCAACGUCACAAAGCGGCGCAGCAGACGACGAAGAAGGAGAAUAAGGAUGAGGAGGAAGAGGAGGCGCUGGCGAGGGGCGAGCAGGAGCAGGAGGAGCAAAAGCAAUGUCAAGAAGAUGAGGAGCAACAGCCGGCAAAGCAGCUAAAAUUAUCGCCGACUACGUGAAACGCUUUUAUGAUUCGUUGCUCUGUCAAUUUUUAUUAUAUUUUCUUUUGCCAAAAGUUGAAACGCAGAAGUUGAAAACUA